Messenger RNA from Equus caballus (horse), 3485 nucleotides. RefSeq names its product N-acetyltransferase 9 (gene NAT9). NCBI's taxonomy places the organism in Eukaryota, Metazoa, Chordata, Mammalia, Perissodactyla, Equidae. The record is from RefSeq and is a predicted model, not a curated record. Gene Ontology annotation, molecular function: N-acetyltransferase activity.
AGUGGGCGGAGUGCGCUCCCAGGCGCAUGCGGGAGGGGGUGGCUGUCGGCCAGGUGGGGAAGCCGGGCGCCUGGGAACGGUUUGCUGGGGACGCUUUCAUCGGCCGGCAGUGGUUGUAAACUUGGCCGUUCCGGGACCCUGGUGGCUGCUACCAUGAGGUUAAAUCAGAACAUCUUGCUGCUGGGGAAGAAGGUGGCGCUGGUACCCUACACCUCAGAGCAUGUACCUAGAUACCAUGAGUGGAUGAAAUCAGAGGAGCUGCAGCGUCUGACAGCGUCUGAGCCGCUGACCUUGGAGCAGGAAUAUGCGAUGCAGCACAGCUGGUGGGAGGAUGCGGACAAGUGUACCUUUAUUGUGCUGGAUGCAGAGAAGUGGCAGGCCCAGCCAGCUGCCACCGAAGAGAGCUGCAUGGUGGGAGAUGUGAACCUCUUCCUCACAGAUCGAGGGGACCCCUCCUUGGGGGAGAUUGAGGUCAUGAUUGCAGAGCCCAGCUGCAGGGGCAAGGGCUUCGGCACUGAGGCUGUUCUCAUGAUGCUAUCUUAUGGAGUGACCAGGCUGGGUCUGACCAAGUUUGAGGCUAAAAUUGGGGAAGGAAAUGAACCAAGCAUUCAGAUGUUCCGAAAACUUCACUUUGAGCAGGUGGCUGUGAGCACUGUCUUCCAGGAGGUGACGCUCAGACUGAUGAUGAGUGAGCCAGAGCGGCAGUGGCUUCUGCAGCAGACCAGCCACGUGGAAGAGAAGCCCUACAGAGAUGGGUCAUUGGAGCCCCACUGACAGUAGGCCUGGUGGGCAGCCACCCUGUGUAAAUGGGUGUGUCAGGACCACACACUCCAGAAGACCAGAACCCUGCAACAGGAGGUGAAUGGACAGGGUCUGCAGGGCAGAGUGGCCCUGGCCCCGCUCCAGGCUGGGCAUCUCCUUUCGGGGCCUUUCAAACUCUAGGUCGGACUUGCCUUGGCCUCCCUCAGGCUGGCAGCGACUCCAGGGCCAGCCCCUUCUCCUGCCCAAACCUGGAUUCAGACUCUCAGAACCUGGAGUGGACAGCACGAAUCCACGGGAGGAGGCUGGGUGGGGGUAAGCUGGAGAUGAAGGGGGUCUGGUGAAUGGGCAGGACCUCCCUUUCCCCUGCAAGGCCAGAGGCACAGCCCUGGCCAGCAGUAAAGCACACUGUACGGCCAGCUUUCCCCGUGUUCUCAUUGGGCCCGUGUGGAAGCCUGCAGCAUCUGAGCCAGUGUGGUAGGAAUGGGGCAGGGGUAGCUCAGUCCUCUUGUCCUGCGGAAGCAGGCUGGGUGUGACCCCGGAAGGUCUGGAAAUGAAUGAGGUGGAUCAUGGAAGGACAGACAGCUGGCUUGGAAAAUGGGUGAGCGUUCCCACUCCUUCUUUCUCUCCUUUGGAGCCAGUUUUGAGUGUUGAGUAAGUUAAUUUGGAAUACAGCUCCUUGUGACUUGAGAGCACCCCUCUGCUGAUGAAGCUUUGGGCCUCCUGCUUAGUUGCAGGGGCUGCAGGAGGAAGCAAAGGCCACUCAGCGGUACCCUCUGGAAGGCACCUGUGUCCUCCCCCUCUCCUCCCCUCACCCCUCCACCUCUGGGAGCAGCUGCACCUAACAAGGCCACGAGGGGGCGCCGGAGGCACAGGCUCGGGAUGGCCAGGCUGCCUGGCACCCGUUGCUUAACAGGCAGAGCCCGGUCAGGACUCCCCACCUCAGAGCAAGGGGGCCACGUUUUGACUUCUACCUGUCCCUUGUGCACUGUCAUAAUCUGGGGUGGCUAUCAAGAAAGGCUCGGCAUGUCUCAAAACACAGUCAUGGGAAAAACUCUUGAGGGCACCUAGGGCAUUUUGAGGGGAGGAAACAGUCCCAGGCAAGUUGAGGCGACUGACUUGCCCAAGGCCUCAAGAGUUUGAGAGGGCAGAGCCAGAAUUAUUGCUGAGGCUUUCCCCUCCCAGUCCUCUCGAUCCUGGCUCUCACACAGGUGUGCAUGUGAAAAACUAGACUCUAAAAAUGUGCCUGGAUCUAAGACACAAGCUUCGCUUGCUGGGGCCCCCUUUGUACUAUGCCCCGGUCCCUCAGGGAUAGGCAUUCCCGCUGAGCCACCUGUUCCUUCCACCUGUCUUCAGCUUAACCAGAGUCAAAGGUCCCUACAGCUUCCCCACUCAGCAGGUGAUGUAGAGAGGGGCCCCUCCACAGCCCCAUAGGGGAGCCCUCCAUCAGGGGUGAAAGGGUGGACGGGGGGGGCAGGCCAGGCCCAGCCAAGCAGGGCCUGGGGCGACUGGUUCCAUGAUGAGGGUUUUGGAUGGUUCCUCUUAAGGCUGGUGGAAUCCAAACCCUAACAAGGGGCCAAGAUGGUCCGAUAGUGACUCGUCCUCUCAACCCCAAGGGCUCCCCAGGUCCCCUCCCUGGCUCACUCUCUUCUUCUUCUCCUCAGUCCUAGAAACUGGCUUCUGAGUGGUCUCCUGGUUGAGUGGAGAAUAGCCCGGGGCCAACUUCCCUUCCUUCUCUCUGAGCACCUGCCCUGGAACCUCCUAGCCCAGCAGCCUCAGCUCUGGCAGGCCACCCUGGCAGACCCCCAGGACGUGGCCUCAGGUGCCAGGGGCACGGAUCUCUUGUGAAGGAGCGGGGCGUUUCACCCUUGGAAGGUCGUCUCCACCCUAACUGCCACAUGGCAUAUCCCAGGGCCCAGUGGGCCAGGUUUGUUGUCCCCUAGGCCUGGACAACUGCCCUCCAAUCGGGUCCAUGGCCAUAUAAGAUAGAGUAUCUGGCGCCAACUCAGGCCACUCCUGGGAAUCCUGCACCCCGCUGGCUGUGGGCAGAGAGAUUAAAGGCAAGUCUCUGCAUUCCGAACCCAGCUCAUCAGGGCCUCUCACUUUCAGUGCUCCUGGAGUUAGAGGACCUCUCAGAGCCCUCUGAGCAUGUGGCGCUCAGCCCCCACUUCCCACUUUCCCUGAAAAACAUCCCUAUAGGGCAGCCCCAGCAUGCACAGGCAUGUUGACCACCAAGUGAAGUACACAGGAGCUGGGUGGGUCUCGCUCCCAUGGGGCUCACAGCCUGGACACCUGGGCAGCUACAGGCUCGAGGCCUGAUUAAAGCUACUCACCUCCCAUGCCCAGGCUAGGGAGGGAGCCCUGGAUCAUCCUCUCCCUCCAGCUGUACCCUACCCUCUCAGCCAGAGGCCACCCUAGGAACACCCGUUUGUCAUAUUUCAAGGCCAGAGCUCUAAAGGAAGACACAGAGGCCGAGGUGGUUUGGAGAAAUCAGUUGGAUUGCUGACAGAGUUUCCUUAUAAUGGUGGUGCCUGGCUCAGGGCUGGGCUGGGCAUCUUCAAACCCUCCCCAUGCUGCCAGGGUCUCUAGGGUAGGAGAAGAAACAAAGUUUAAGGCUGGGGCUGCUGCUAUGUCCAGGAUGCAACAACCCAGAAAAUCAUGUUAAUCAAAGAAACAAAAAUCCCUCUAAACUCUGUGAUACUGCACUCUUUAAAAAAAAAAAAAAA